UGUGUAUGAUAAUUAUAUUUGUUAUCAAGUAGGGGUGCAACAUUCCCUCGUUAUCUUCCUUACCUCAGGCAAGCCAGAAAAGAAUAAACAAUGGCUGAAAUGAGUGUUCCCACAGCUUCACUUCAAUCCUUUCCUAAAUCACCACUCUGCUCGCCCUCAACCAGAAAAUUUAAUUCUUCUUACGACCGUUCAACUAUUUUAUCUCCCAUCCCCAGGUUUUGCUUAAUAUCUAAAUACAAUUCGUUUCGUUUCUGUGCUGCUGCUGUGAAGGCUGCUUCUUCUCCACGGAGAAAUACAAAGGAGCCAAUGCUUCCUCCUUACAAUGUCUUGAUUACAGGUGGUUCCAAAGGAAUAGGCUAUGCAUUAGCUAAAGAAUUUCUCAAGGCAGGUGAUAGUGUCAUCAUUUGCUCCAGAUCAGAUGAAAGAGUUGUAUCUGCUCUUGACAAGUUAAGAGUUGAAACGGGGAAGCAGCAUGUGUGGAUCCCUAUGCAGGGCACGAAGUGUGACGUUAGAGAGGGAGAUGACGUGAAGAACUUAGUUGCCUUUGCGAAGCAAAAGCUUAAAUACAUCGACAUAUGGCAGAUCAACAAUGCAGGAUCAAAUGCGUAUAGCUUCAAACCCCUGGCAGAAGCUUCUGAUGAAGAUUUAAUUCAAGUUGUCACUACAAAUACUCUUGGUUUGAUGAUAUGUUGUCGUGAGGCUAUAAACUUGAUGCAGAAUCAGCCACGAGGAGGUCAUAUUUUUAAUAUUGAUGGGGCUGGCUCAGAUGGAAGACCAACCCCCAGAUUUGCAGCAUAUGGAGCAACUAAGCGCAGUGUGGUGCACUUAACCAAAUCAUUGCAGGCGGAAUUGGAAAUGCAGGAUGUUAAAAAUGUUAUAGUGCAUAAUCUGUCGCCUGGGAUGGUCACGACUGAUCUUUUGAUGUCCGGGGCCAACACGAAGCAGGCUAAGUUCUUCAUUAACGUUUUGGCAGAGCCAGCAGAUGUGGUUGCAGAGUAUUUAGUCCCAAAUAUAAGAUCAAUACCGACCAAUGGAUCAACAAAGGCUACUUACAUACGUUUCCUCACAGGAUUAAAAGCCUAUUCCCAAAUAUUUUCAAGGAUCGCAUUUGGUGCUAGAAGGAAUCGGUAUGUUCUUGAAGAUUAAUGGAUCGAUGCAAUGGGUCCAAAUGGCUGAUAGAUAGGGUUCAAAUUUAUUUCUCUCCUUGCUGAUCUCAACUUGUGUAUAUCAAUGGAAGCCUUACCAUUUUAUACGACGACAAAGCCAUGUAUGGUGUUGAGCUGGAAUGGGUUUACACUUGAAGGAGUAGCUAUAUAUUACUUCUUAUUGACCUACAUAGAUAAAUAACCAAAGGAAAUUUUCUUUUCACCAGAUGUCCAUUUAAAAGCUUUAGAUUCAUUUUAGCGCCAAAAUUAGCGACAGUUUCUUAUAAUAUAUUUAAUACAAUCUUGCUUUUC
Molecule: messenger RNA, 1457 nt
Organism: Solanum dulcamara
Lineage: Eukaryota; Viridiplantae; Streptophyta; Magnoliopsida; Solanales; Solanaceae
Product: chlorophyll(ide) b reductase NOL, chloroplastic
Exons: 13
Coding region: 91-1146 (351 amino acids)
Molecular function (GO): oxidoreductase activity
Source: RefSeq, a predicted model, not a curated record